This is a messenger RNA of Auanema sp. JU1783, 1140 nucleotides long. Lineage: Eukaryota; Metazoa; Nematoda; Chromadorea; Rhabditida; Rhabditidae. The record is from the annotation of a GenBank genome assembly.
AUGGAGGAUCCUGAGGAGUUGUUCAUGGAUAAAGAUCAACCUAUAAGCGAGUUGCGAAGGAAUAAGUUUUUGAAAAAUACUUCAAAGAAGUACCCAAGGAGUAAAGGAUAUCGUUUCUUGCUUUAUGACGAUGAAUUCCAAACUAAGCUGAAAGAUUUCCGAGAUCAAUUCGGUAGAAUGAGAUCGAAACAUCGCAAGACGUUAGAAGAGUUAUCUUUAAAAAUUAAUUCUUUGGAAAGAAGACUGAGUAACGCCAGGUCAGCAAGAGAUGCUUAUAUAGAUUAUCUGAGACUAAAAUACCCUUUAUGGAAACCCAUGAUAUCUUCCUAUGCUGGUGUGCCUCGCAAAGAAGAACCUUCGAACCCAUUGGAAUGUAUCUGGGAGAGUGUCAUGACUCGCAAUGGAAACCCUCCUCACAGUAAUAACCCGAUGUUCAACUGUUAUCAAACUCAGAAAGAAGUACAAGAGCUGGCAACUCAAAUGAGGGAACUUCAACUGAGAUUGGCUCAUUCUAAUACUUCAAGCUAUCCUAAAUCAUCCGAAGCUGUGCCUGCUUUUCACAAUAAUCAUGUGCCUCCCAACUUCUAUGCUUACGAACAAAGUUUGAAAUAUCCACCUAUGGCCAAUAUGCACGACUCGCCGGAGAGUAAAGACGAUCAUCUGUUGAAUGAAAUGUCUGUCCCUCGACAAAAUCGUGAACCAAUCGUUGGUCAACGUACUGACCCGAUCAUACACAACAUAGAGAAGGAAACAAAACACGAAGAAAUUAUUCAAGAACGAGUGGUAACGUUUCCUUCGGUCGCAGUAGAAAAAACAGUUGAUGCUCCUCAAGUUGUUCAAAACCAACAAAACAAUCGAAAUAAUGUCCGUAAUUCCAAUUCACAAAUUAUGAAUUUGCUCUCAAAGAAAGUUGAAACUAGUGAUGACAGUGAUGACGAUAUUGAUAAAGGCACUAGUCAUCCUGUCGACAAUAGGAAACCGCCUAAUCAAUCCGAACCAGACAAACCAGCGGAUACGAAAGGAUCUUUAUCAAUGUAUUUGAAGAAAAUAGCUGAUAAUGACAGUUCAAGUAGUGAUGAUAUCUUUGCUCCCGUCAAAAGACUAGGAAGGAUGGACAGUGAUUCUGACUUCUUUGGAUAG